Phytophthora infestans T30-4 is the source of this 327-nucleotide messenger RNA. RefSeq lists its product as uncharacterized. NCBI's taxonomy places the organism in Eukaryota, Oomycota, Peronosporomycetes, Peronosporales, Peronosporaceae. The record is from RefSeq and is a predicted model, not a curated record. Bases 1 to 327 code for a protein of 108 amino acids. The transcript is spliced from 2 exons.
AUGCCGUUCUACUUUCAUUGUAUUUGUCCCAACUUCAAGAAACAACCUUCCGUCGUGCUCAAGGAUCUCGUUGAACCACAGUGUCGUGCACAGCGUCUAAUUCGGCAAGUGGAAAUUUGUAGGAAUCCACCGUCAUCAUACCCGGCAAUUGAAAUCUCGAAAAGCACCGCUCUAGCGAGAGACACUAGUCUGUUGAGGGAGAUCUACGUUUUGGAUAACGUGGCUAGUGAUGACAGCAACUUGUUGAAUUGGCUCAGCGAUCUUCUAUAUAGCGAAGACUACCCGAAUCCAGAGAAAAGUGUUUCUUCUUCAUCGAUGGUAAUCUGA